Messenger RNA from Cutaneotrichosporon oleaginosum, 2068 nucleotides. RefSeq lists its product as uncharacterized. NCBI's taxonomy places the organism in Eukaryota, Fungi, Basidiomycota, Tremellomycetes, Trichosporonales, Trichosporonaceae. Gene Ontology annotation, molecular function: long-chain-alcohol oxidase activity; flavin adenine dinucleotide binding. The record is from RefSeq and is a predicted model, not a curated record.
CACUCUCUUUCUCCUCUCCUCUCGCCGCAUCCACUCCAUCACAGAUCCCGCCAUGCCCAAGGCAUUCACGCGCGACGAGGUGCGCACCAUGAUGGCCGUGUUCGACACGGUCAUCCCCUCCAUGUCGGUCGAGGAGCUGCUCAAGCGCGCCCCGGGGCUCGCGGAGGAGGUCGACAUCGACGUCGUGGCGGAUUACGCGGCCGAAGUGCCCAGCAAGGUGCCGGGCGUGCGGGAGGAGCUGCAGAGUCUCCUUGCUGCGCACCUCGCGCCUGAGAAGAUUGCCGAGCUCAAGACGGUGCUUGGGCUGAUGCGCGGCUACUUUGGCUCCCUCGCCCUCACCGGCUCGUUCACGCCGUUCGAGUCGCAGCCGAUUGCGGUGCGCGAGAAGCAGCUGCUGUCGUGGAAGACGAGUGUGAUCCCGACCUACCGCAAGAUCUACGAUUCGCUCGUCAAGCUCGGCAUCGCGCUGUACCUGCGCAACUCGGCGACGGUGCGCAAAGUCAUGCGGUACGACCCAAAGCCCGUGCCGCUUGCCGAGAGCUACUUUGGCUUCGAGUUCCUCACUGUUUCCCAAGCCGCCGAGGGGCGGUGGGACGCGAUCAUCGUCGGCUCUGGCUCUGGCGGCGGCGUCGCCGCCAAAGCCAUGGCGGAGGCGGGCAUGCGCGUGCUCGUGAUCGAAAAAGGCGCCCACUACGACCACUCGCAGACGUAUGACGAGCCGUGGGCCCUGGAGCACAUGUACGAGUGCGGCGUGUUGCGCGCGACGGAGGACGGGUCCGUGGGUCUCGUCGCGGGCUCCGUCUUCGGCGGGGGCAGCACCGUCAACUGGGCCGCGAGCCUACAAGCGCCUGCGGCGGUGCGCGAAGGCUGGGCGAAGGAGUUCGGGCUCCCCUACUUUGCUUCCCCCCAGUUCCAAGCGGACAUGGACUACGUGUGCGCCGUGAUGGGCGUGUGUGCGCCGACGCACAACGUGCAGAACCAGAUGCUGCUCGAAGGCGCCCGGCGGAUGGGGUACACGCGCGCGGACGUGCCGCAGAACGCGGGCGGCGCGCCGCACGGGUGCGGGCACAACUGCGCGAACGGGUGCGUGUCCGGCGGCAAGAAGGGGGGCGUGCACGCGUGGCUCGCGGACGCGGCGCGCGCCGGCGCGCGCUUCGUGCGCGCCAACGUCCGCCGCAUCGACUUUGCGGGGCGCGCCGCCGUCGGCGUCACCGUGCUGCACGACGGGCGCGAGACCUCGCUCCCGGCGCCACGCGUCAUCGUCGCGGGCGGAAGCAUACACUCCCCGGCGUUGCUGCUGCGCUCGCGCGUGCGCAACCCGCGCAUCGGCGCAAGCAUCUACCUCCACCCCACGAACUAUGUGUACGGCGUGUUCAAGGAGGACACGCACCCGACCGAGGGCCAGAUCUUGACGUCGGUCGUGAGCGAGUUCGCGAACCUCACGCCGGGAGGGUAUGGGCCGCGCAUCGAGACGGGGAUCAUGCAGCCCGUCGUGAGCAUGAGCCUGCUCCCGUGGGCCGGGGGCGCGGAGCACAAGGGCCGCUUGGCGCGGCACUCGCACAUGCUCGGCCUCAUCGUGAUUACGCGCGACAAAGACUGCGGGCGCGUCAAGCUCGACGCGCACGGCGAGCCCGCCGUGCACUACUCCGUGUCCGCGACGGACGCGGGCAACAUCCAGACGGGGACAGUGGGGGCCGCGGCGAUGCUGCGCGCGCUGGGUGCGCAAGAGAUUAUCGUGUGCGGCCGCGGCGUGCCGAGCUGGAAGGACGGCGAUGACUGGGACACUUGGACCGAGCUCGUGCGCACCACCCGGCCGGCGAGUUACGGCAGCGCACACCAGAUGGCGAGCAACCGCAUGAGUGCGCGCCCGGCGGACGGCGCAUGCGAUCCCGACGGCGCGUUGUAUGGCGUCUCGGGCGUGUGGGUCGCGGACGCGAGCGUGCUGCCCACCAGCUCGGGCGUGAACCCUAUGGUUACGAGUAUGGCGGUUGCGCACAAGGUUGCGCGGGGCGUGGUGGAGGGAUGGCAGGCGGGGACGGAGGGUGCGCGCGGCAGUGCAAAGCUGUAG